UCUCACAAUUAAAAAUAGUACUUAACAUGACGCAAAUUUGUUAACAGGCUGAGCAAACUCUACUGUACUUAUAUAUUGAAGCUAUCCGUAAUAACUGUGGAAGAUCGGGUGAAAUUUCAGGGUCAUAAGGCGGCAAGUUAGAGGGAUCCUGUCUUCAGGGCUGUGUAAUGCAGAAGUUUAACAUCGUGGAGGGUUAUGUACGCCCAGAUUAUACCAACAUAGUUUAUACCAUUGUUGUGAUAAGAUGAAAUGUGAACGUGAAUCGUUUUGUGCUGUUGUUCCCCAUUUUUGUUAUUAAUUUUCGCUGUUCGACGAGGACUUAUUUUUGCCAUUGGUAGAAAAUUGAAUAUGUAUUGUAAUCUACCGAAAGUUGAAGUAUGGGCGUAUUUCGUGCUUUGGAUUUUUGGAAUAUUAUAUUCAAUGUAUAAUGUUUAUUUGUCAGGGAUUUAUUUUGGCAGCAAUAGUCAUAGUCAUGGUGUCUUCACUUCUGGGUGGUCAUUCAUUAACCACAAGAAGGAUGUUUCAGACUUUGAAUGGUCAGUGUGGGCCCCAUUUCUAUAUACCUCAGCUCCAUGGGUGUGUGUCCAUCUCGUGGUUGCAGAGUUUGUUCGAUAUGCUUUCAAGGAGUUGCUGGCAGUGUGGUAUCUGACAAUAUCAAUGUUGUACCUCCUACUACACGUCGGUUUGCCGGCAACUCUCUUUAUGUUAAUGGAGCCUUGUCUUAUGUACUUUCUGCUGCAAUUCCGAAGUCGUGUCCUGAUCUACGUAGCAGGCCUGUUCCUACUUGUUUUUCACAACGUCGAUACCAGAAUGAACUUCUUGUCCAUUUCUUAUGUGUCCCAGUACAUGCUGAUGAUUUCCUCAGCUUGGAUCUACAUGCGCAGCCAGAGCUUCUGUCUCGAUAGGCUGUCGUCCGCCAGUGUGCGCCCUAGUGCGUCUGACUUGAUGAUGAUGCUGGGCUACUGCUUCUAUUUUCCGAUGAUGUUUCUCGGUCCUUUGGUUAUCUGCGAAGAGUUUGAAGCUGGGUUGCAGAAACCGUAUGCUCCCUGGACAAUUCAGCGCGUCAAGACGUUUGCGCUCGGCAUACUCCGUUAUUCUUGGUGGAUGUUGUUUCUUGAGCUUUUUUUGCAUUUCAUCUAUGUCAGCGCUCUGCAGAUGGAAUUGCAGUAUGUGACGAGGCUUGGAGCAUGGGCCCAUUAUGGGAUGGGGUACAGCAUGGGAAUCAUGUUCCAAAUGAAAUAUAUUGUGACGUAUGGACUGAGCUGUACCGUGGCGCGGGCUGAGCAGAUACAGACUCCGAAUCAUCCAAAAUGCAUUGGUCGCAUCCAUCUCUAUUCAGACAUGUGGAGAUACUUUGACCAGGGACUCUAUUUCUUUCUGCGAAAGUAUAUCUAUGUUCCUAUACUUGGUGAGAGUCGUAGCUUCACAGUCAAGUUGCUUGCGUCAUUCGCUUGCUUUGUCUUCAUAUGUGCUUGGCACAGAAUAUAUAUGUUUGUGUUAAUAUGGUCACUACUGAACUAUCUUGGUGUCACCAUUGAAGCAGUUUCCAAAGCCAUUGCUUCAACAACGCAUUAUCAGAAGUACGAGAAUUUCUUGCUGUCGACACCACAGAAUAUCCGGAGGUUCCAUGCCUUCAUAGCCACACCUCUGUUUAUCAUGUCUGCAGUGUCAAACUUUUAUUUCUUUGCUGGGAUGUCAAUUGGGAAUCAGUUUGUGAAGAGGCUCUUGGAAGGAUCAUUGCAACAGAACAGUAUUCUCUUUUUCUUCUGUUACUGCUGCUCCCAAGUGUCAAUUGAGGUGAAGAACUGGGAACUGAGAAAACAGAAAAAAAUUCCAUGACUUUUUUGUAUUAAAAUAUAUAUCACUUGAACUGUAAGAAGUCAUGUAUGAAAAGAAGUGUUGCUUUAGCAGCUGUUCCUCAGGUGUUGUGCCUAUUAUGAAUCUUCAGCACGAAUGUUUGUGCCUUGUCUGUGUAUGCACAUUUUUAUGUUGUUUAUCCUGUUAAUAAAAAAAUUAAUUUUGCAUCUCUUA
This is a messenger RNA of Zootermopsis nevadensis, 2031 nucleotides long. RefSeq names its product protein-cysteine N-palmitoyltransferase Rasp (gene rasp). NCBI's taxonomy places the organism in Eukaryota, Metazoa, Arthropoda, Insecta, Blattodea, Termopsidae. The record is from RefSeq and is a predicted model, not a curated record. Gene Ontology annotation, molecular function: palmitoyltransferase activity. Gene Ontology annotation, biological process: protein palmitoylation. Gene Ontology annotation, cellular component: endoplasmic reticulum.